Messenger RNA from Gopherus flavomarginatus (Mexican gopher tortoise), 4931 nucleotides. RefSeq names its product discs large MAGUK scaffold protein 4 (gene DLG4). Gene Ontology annotation, biological process: AMPA glutamate receptor clustering; chemical synaptic transmission; postsynaptic neurotransmitter receptor diffusion trapping. Lineage: Eukaryota; Metazoa; Chordata; Testudines; Testudinidae. Gene Ontology annotation, molecular function: kinase binding. The coding region runs from base 552 to 2816 and encodes 754 amino acids. The transcript is spliced from 21 exons. The record is from RefSeq and is a predicted model, not a curated record. Gene Ontology annotation, cellular component: neuron projection; postsynaptic density membrane; neuromuscular junction.
CUCCUCUGCCUGCUGCCUUCUUCCAUCCCUCCAUCCUUCCACCCCCUAUUCCUCCACACGUGGCCUUCCUCCAUCCCUUCUUCCUCCCCCCUCCAUUCCUCUCCUGGCCGCCUUCCCCCAUCCCGUCUUCCUUCCACCCCCUCCGCUCCCCGCCUGCGGUCCCCACCCUUCCCCCCCUCUCUUCCUCCGCCCGGCGCCUGACUCCAUCCCUCCUUCCUGCCUCUUCCACCGCGCUCCGCUCGCCGCCUGCCCCCAUCCCGUCUUCCUCCCGCACCCCCCCUCCGCCACCCCGCGCCUUGCACCCCCCCCCGCCCUCCGCCCGCCGCCUGCCCCCAACCCUCCAUCUCCCCCCCCCCGCAGCCUGCGCCUCGGGGGAAGCAGGCAUCCGCGCACCGGUGGGGAGGGGGGGGCACGGAGCCUGCGUGCGGCGGCGGAGGAGGAGGAGGAGAGGGGGCAAUUGAAGGCCAGGGGGGGCAAUUAAUUCCCCGGCCCCCCGGAAUAUCUGAUGUGCUGCAGAUCCGCCCCGAGCAGCGGCUCCCUCCUCCCCAGCUAUGGAUUGUCUCUGCAUAGUCACCACCAAGAAAUAUCGCUACCAAGAUGAGGACAGCCCGCCCCUGGAGCAGAGCCCGGCGCAUCUCCCCAACCAGGUAAAGGCCCCCGAGCUCGUCCACGUCUCGGAGAAGAACUUGUCCCAGAUCGAGAACGUCCACGGCUACGUGGCCCACUCCCACGUCUCCCCCAUGAAGGCGAAUUCUCCGCCCGUCAUCGUCAAUACGGACACGCUGGAGGCGCCGGCCUAUGUGAACGGGACGGAGGGGGAGAUGGAGUACGAAGAAAUCACGUUAGAACGGGGUAACUCCGGGCUGGGGUUCAGCAUUGCCGGGGGGACGGACAACCCCCACAUUGGGGACGACCCCAGCAUCUUCAUCACGAAAAUCAUCCCGGGGGGGGCAGCGGCUCAGGACGGCCGCCUCAGGGUGAACGACAGCAUCCUGUUUGUGAACGACGUGGACGUGCGAGAGGUGACGCACAGCACGGCGGUGGAGGCGCUGAAGGAAGCCGGCUCCAUCGUCCGCCUCUACGUCAUGCGGCGUAAGGCCCUGGCCGAGAAGGUCAUGGAGGUGAAGCUCAUCAAGGGGCCCAAAGGUCUGGGGUUCAGCAUCGCGGGGGGCGUCGGGAACCAGCACAUCCCGGGGGACAACAGCAUCUACGUCACCAAGAUCAUCGAGGGGGGGGCCGCCCACAAGGACGGGCGCCUCCAGAUCGGGGACAAGAUCCUGGCGGUGAACAACGUCAGCCUGGAGGACGUGAUGCACGAGGACGCCGUGGCCGCGCUGAAAAACACGUACGACGUCGUCUACCUGAAGGUGGCGAAACCCACCAACAUGUACCUCAACGACUCCUACGCCCCACCCGACAUCACCACCUCGUACUCCCAGCAUCUGGACAAUGAAAUCAGCCACCAGAGUUACCUGGGGACUGACUACCCACAAGCCAUGACCCCCACCUCCCCCCGGCGCUACUCCCCCAUCCCCAAGGAGAUGAUGGGGGAAGAGGACAUACCCAGGGAACCCCGCCGGAUCAUCAUCCACCGCGGCUCGACGGGCCUGGGAUUCAACAUUGUCGGGGGUGAGGAUGGCGAAGGAAUCUUCAUCUCCUUCAUCCUGGCAGGGGGGCCGGCUGACCUGAGUGGGGAGCUGCGGAAAGGGGACCAGAUCCUCUCGGUGAACGGGGUGGAUCUCAGGAACGCAACCCAUGAGCAGGCUGCCAUCGCUCUGAAAAACGCUGGGCAGACGGUGACGAUCAUCGCACAGUAUAAACCUGACGAGUACAGCCGCUUCGAGGCCAAAAUCCACGACCUGCGGGAGCAGCUGAUGAACAGCAGCCUGGGCUCCGGGACGGCGUCGCUCCGCAGCAAUCCCAAGCGAGGCUUUUAUAUCCGGGCGCUGUUCGACUACGACAAGACGAAGGACUGCGGGUUCCUGAGCCAGGCGCUGAGUUUCCGCUUCGGGGACGUGCUGCACGUGGUGGACGCCUCGGACGACGAGUGGUGGCAGGCGCGGCGGGUCCACCCUGACGGGGAGGGGGACGAGAUCGGCUUUGUGCCCAGCAAGAGACGGGUGGAGCGCCGGGAGUGGACGCGGUUAAAGGCCAAGGAUCGGGUGCCAGGAUCGGGCUCUCAAGGUCGGGAAGAUUCAGUGCUGAGCUACGAGAGUGUGAUGCAGAUGGAAGUGCACUACGCUCGCCCCAUUAUCAUCCUGGGGCCCACGAAGGACCGAGCGAAUGACGAUCUGCUCUCCGAGUUCCCCGACAAGUUCGGCUCCUGCGUCCCCCACACCACGCGGCCGAAGCGGGAGUACGAGGUGGACGGGCGGGACUAUCACUUCGUGGCCUCGCGGGAGAAGAUGGAGAAGGACAUCCAGGGCCACAAGUUCAUCGAGGCCGGACAGUACAACAGCCACCUGUACGGGACCAGCGUCCAGUCCGUGCGCGAGGUGGCCGAGCAGGGCAAACACUGCAUCCUGGACGUCUCGGCCAACGCCGUGCGGCGGCUCCAGGCCGCCCAGCUCCACCCGAUCGCCAUCUUCAUCCGGCCCCGGUCCCUGGAGAACAUCCUAGAGAUCAGCAAGCGGAUAACAGAGGAGCAGGCACGAAAAGCCUUCGACCGCGCCAUGAAACUGGAACAGGAAUUCACAGAGUGCUUCUCGGCCAUCGUCGAAGGCGAGAGUUUCGAGGAGAUCUACCACAAAAUCAAGCGGAUUAUCGAGGAACUUUCGGGGCCGUACAUCUGGAUCCCGGCCCGGGAGAGACUUUAGGGGGACUCCCCGCUCGGCGGGACCUGCGGCCUGACCCACAAGCCCUUGGACGCGGAACUGAGCCGUUCGCUUUCGUUUCAGGGAGGAGGUUUCGGGAAGUGGGGGGGAUCCGGUCUAUUUCUUUCUUCUUCUCCUUUCUGAUUUUUUUUUUCUUGCAAUCCUUCGCCCGGCUCCUGCCCCGCCGCCCCCCCCAGCCAAGAUCUGCCCCCUUCUCUCUGCACCCAGCCCGCCCGCUUCGAGGAAAGCGCUCUGUGCAUGCUUGUCUUUUUUUCGAGAGGUGGUGGCUUGUGACGUCUGCGCUUCUGGCACUUUGCUAUUGUCCCCGUCCCCGCCGGGCCGCCCCCCAUCGGAUCCGGACCUGGGAUCCGAUCGAGGAGACGCGCUGAAAGACCAGAAAGGGGGUGGCGGCGGCGGGGGGCGGAGGAGAAGAAGAGAAGAAUGAAACGCGCCAAGAAAAAGGGUGGCCCAAAAUCGCCUCGCCGGAGGAUCGAAAACCGGAUUUAUCGCUGAGAUCCAAGGAGACCUUGUUCGGGAUUCGGUGCCAUGUGGACUCAACGCCGGAUUCGGCGAGUCCUUUGGAGGAUCGCAUGGGGGGCGGGGGGAGGGAAACGAACAACAUGGAAGGAUAAAGCCGGGAAAACGGAUUUAAAAAAUCGACCAACCAACCCCUUUCCGAGACUAGUAAGUUUAAUUUUUUUUGUUGGCCGGGGACACAGGUGAAAAUUACCCACGAUCCUCCUUGAUCUUUCUACCCAACCGAAGGGCAACUUUCUUUCUAAACCAACACGGGAAGGCGCGUUGGCGAGAGACCCCCCAGCGCCGUCUCCGAAAGGCAGGCGCUUCGCCGAUUUUUUCCGCCCUCCCCCCCCCGCAAGAGGGAUCGGACCUGUUCUUUUCCGUUCCUGUUUUCUCUCUCGCUCCGGUUCAUCUCCUUCCCUUUUCGGCGCAUGGUGGCUUUAAAAAAAAAAACGAAAAAAAACAAACGGAAAAAAAAAGCAGCAGGAAAACGUGACCAAAAAAACCAACAAAAAAAAAAAAAAAGCAUUUUUGCUGUUCGGCGAUUUCUAUUUUCCUUUCCGGGCGGAGAAAAGACUCGGGGUGGGGGGAACCGAAACACGUUUUCAACGUUCUGUGAAUAUCUAUAUUUUUCCCCCUCUCGGGGUCAUGGGGAGUAUUUUGGUCCGGCUGUGCGUGAUUGUACGAACCCGGGGGUGGGUGGGGAGGUGUCAGACGCUCCUUUCUUUGCUCGUUACCGAGAUUUGCGUUGGGACAUGUUCUUAAUUAUGACGAUGCUUCUUUCUUUCAUUUUUUCUUUUUCGUUUCUUCUUAUUUUCUUUUUUUUUUUGUAUAUAAACUCCAGCCGGCCGCAGAGACCCUUGCUAGAAAAAAGACCUACCGCCUCCGGCCCGAGUGAUUCAGCUAGCGGUGAAUUUGGUGUGGGGGCGCCCCCCUCCCUCCCGCCCCAAGGCAAGGGUGAAAGGCAGGGAGGAGGGAAGAGAAAGAAAGGGGGUCAGGGAUGAGUAGUAGAUACCGAGAAAUAGGAAUAGCUGAGUAUCGUGGUGAGAGCGGGGCAGGAUGGGAGCCAGGACUCCUGGGUUCUCUCCCCGGCUCUGGGACAGGAGUGGGGGCUGGUGGGUCAGAGCAGGGGGGCUGGGAGUCAGGACUCCUGGGUUCUCUCCCCGGCUCUGGGAGGGUAGUAGGGGCCGGUGGGUUGGAGCAGGGGGGGCUGGGAGCCAGGACUCCUGGGUUCUUUCCCUGGCUCUGGGAGGGGAGCAGGGAGCUAGUGGUUAGAGCAGAGGGAGCUGGGAGCCGGGACUUCUGGGUUCUGUCCCCCAAAUGCACUUUCUCGGCCUCUGCAGUGACCAUAACCCACCCCACGGGCGGCGCUGUUUGUAGUUAAUACCCCCGGGGCAGCUGGACGCUCCCCCCCCCCGCCCCUCAGGGAGGCAAUCGAGCAGGCAGCCGCCUGGGCUUUCCUUUACUUCAGACGGGUGAAGCAGGAAGGAUUUAGGGGCAGGUGGGAAUUCUUCCCCCUGGGGGGGGGCGCAUUGACCUCUGGGGCUGUUUCAGGCUUAGCGACGGGGGGUCUCUUUCCUACAGGGGUCUGGGAAUGUG